Molecule: messenger RNA, 2830 nt
Organism: Bombina bombina (fire-bellied toad)
Lineage: Eukaryota; Metazoa; Chordata; Amphibia; Anura; Bombinatoridae
Gene: NOP14
Product: NOP14 nucleolar protein
Exons: 18
Coding region: 108-2690 (860 amino acids)
Biological process (GO): maturation of SSU-rRNA
Cellular component (GO): nucleolus; Noc4p-Nop14p complex; small-subunit processome
Source: RefSeq, a predicted model, not a curated record
UUGUUUCCGCUUCCGGCUUAGUGCACACACGUGUGACAUCGCUCACUGCAUCCCCAGCACUGGGGUAACGAUUUCCCUGCAGUGUAGUGUAGUUGAAACUCGCUGCAAUGGGGAAAACUGCUGGGGCAAAGAAGGGGAAACAGCUCCCAGCAGCCAGCAUCAAAGCCCGCGGUGAGGUCAGAAAUAAUCCGUUCGAAGUGAAAAUAAACAAACAGAAAUUCAAUGUGCUGGGAAGAAAAACCAAACACGACGUUGGACUGCCCGGGGUGUCCAAAUCCAAAGCUCUUAAAAAGCGUAAAGAAACCAUUUUACAAGAAUACAAACAGAGGGGGAAAUCCAGCUUGUUUACCGAUAAGCGUUUUGGAGAAUAUGACACUAAACUCACCCCAGAAGAGAAGAUGAUGAAGCGGUUUGCUUUGGAACGUCAGCGAACUAGUGAAAAGAAAAAUCUGUAUAAUCUUAAUGAAGAUGAGGAGUUGACACAUUAUGGGCAGUCAUUGGCUGAAUUGGAAAAAUUGAAUGACAUUGUAGAUAGCGACAGUGAUUCAGAGGAGCGUGGCGCUCUUUCAGCUGAACUGACAUCUGCCCAUUUCGGAGGUGGAGGUCUUCUUAAGAAAAAAACAGCAUCAGAUCAGAAAUAUGAAGAGAUGGAAAAGCCAAAAUCACGCAAAGAGCUGAUUGAGGAGAUGAUUGCCAAGUCUAAAGAGGAGAAGAGAGAAAGACAGACUCAAAAGGAAAAGACCUUGGAGUUGACUGAAAAACUUGACAGUGACUGGAAAACAAUUCAAGGACUCCUCUCUCACAAGGUUCCAAAAUCUGAGCGAAAGAAAGAGGAUGAAAAGCCAAAGCCUGACGAAUAUGAUAAAAUUGUUCGUGAGUUGGGCUUUGAGAUGAAGGCUAUGCCCUGUGACAGAAUGAAGUCUGAAGAAGAGCUGGCUAAGGAAGAGAAGGAACGGCUAGAGAAGCUAGAGGCUGAUAGGUUGCGGCGAAUGCGUGGAGAGGAUAAGGAAACAAAGAGGCCCAAACACAUAUCUGCAGACGACUUAAUGGAUGACUUCAUUAUCAAUAAAGAUGACCGCUUGAUGCUCUCAUACAAGGAUGGAGUAGCAAACCUUCCGUUGGCAGAGGAAGCAGAUAAAGAAGAUGGUGACAGUGAGGCAGAUGAGGAGGAGGAGGAGGCUGGAGACUCUGCUGAGGAGGAAGAUGAUGAUGAUGAUGAGGAGGAUGAGAGCGACUCGCCAGACAAUCAUUCUGACCUGGAGUCUGAUGCAGGAAGUGAUCAAGAUGAUGAUGAUGCAGAAGAUAAAGUUACAAAGAAAAAAACUAAAAGCAAAGAAGAGAAAAUAGCAGAUGCUAAGGCUGCAAAGGCCGAACUGCCUUUUACAUUUGGUGUGCCAGAUUCCUAUGAGCGAUUUCAGUCACUUUUGUCGGGAAAACCUGCUGAACAGCAGUUGGUUGUGCUAGAGAGGAUUCAGAAGUGCAAUCACCCCAGUCUCGCUGAAGGGAACAAGGAUAAAUUACAGAAACUCUUUGGUUUUCUUAUAGAAUACAUAGCAGAUUUGGCCUGCAGUGAUCCACCAGAUUUAAAAACCAUUGACAAGCUGGUUGUACCCCUGUACAAUCUGUGCCAGAUGUUCCCCGAGGCAGCUGCUGAAAGCGUUAGAAGUGUUCUGAACGACACUGCAUGCUCAUUGGAUCAGCUGAUAGAAGCCAAAGGCCGAACUACGUUUCCAGGGCUACCUGUGCUUAUUUAUCUUAAAGUUACUGCAAUAUUAUUUCCUACGUCAGACUUUCGGCAUCCCGUGGUCACACCAGCAAUGAUUAUAAUGAGCCAGUUACUAACAAAGUGUUCUGUGUCCUCAUUAGAAGACGUUGCUGCUGGGCUCUGUGUUUGCUGCUUGUUUCUGGAGUACGUGUCUCUGUCACAGAGAUUCAUACCUGAGCUAAUAAAUUUCCUCCUGGGUCUUCUUCACAUGGCAGCACCAAACAAAGAACCUACAGGUUACACACUGGUUCCACCGUUUAAGGCUCAUGGGAGGAACGCUAAGCUUUUGCUAGUUGAAAACAAGGAGGAUAUUGGUACGUGGGUGAAGAAAAGUUUACCAUUAGCAGCAAUAAAUGGCCUACAGCAAUGCAGCGAGUCUGAAAAAAAUCAUUUUAAGUUAACUUGUGUGGCUGUUUGUUUAGACCUGGUUAGAAGAUGUGUGGAUAUUUAUCGGUCUUUGCCACCUUUCCAGGAGAUAAUGAGCCCAAUUAAAGUACUUCUUUGUGAUCAUCUACCUCACAGUGAAUAUCCUGCUCAGCUGCAGGAGCUGCGUAUUGAUAUAUUGAAGGAAAUUGAAUGUCAUGGGAAGAAGCCUUACAAACCAUUAGUAUUUGAAAAGCAGAUGCCAGUACCAAUGAAAAUGUUUACUCCAAAAGUCAGGCCUGUGCUGGAUUUCGGCAGAAAGCAAAGCAGUAACAAAGUGGAUCAUGAGAGAAAGAAGCUGAUUCACAAACACAAGAAAGAAUUCAAGGGAGCCGUCCGAGAAAUACGUAGGGAUAACCAGUUCUUGGCCAGAGUGCAGCUGUCGGAGACCAUGGAACGGGAUGCUGAGCGGAAGAAAAAAGUGAAAGAACUAUUUAACAGUUUGUCAACGCAAGAGGGUGAAUGGAAAGCGCUAAAGAAGAGGAAGCGGAAGGGAAAGUAACGUGGGACAGAUGACUAUUUGGUUUAAACACCAAUGUCUGUUGGACUAUAAUCUAAAUACAGAAUUGCAGAGGACAUUAUAAAAGCAGCCACCAGUUUUUGGCAACAUUAAUAAAUGUUGUUUUUUUUGUUUGUUUUUAA